Podarcis muralis (Common wall lizard) is the source of this 3654-nucleotide messenger RNA. The record is from RefSeq and is a predicted model, not a curated record. Lineage: Eukaryota; Metazoa; Chordata; Lepidosauria; Squamata; Lacertidae.
AAGGGAGUCGCUUCGGGGCGGAGGCUGCGGACUCGCUCGGGCGUCGAGGUGCAGGGCGGACGCGGCGCGGAGGGCAGGACGGAGGGCAGCUGGCCUAAGGCUCCCCGGAGACGGAAAGAUCUUGUGAAAAGCGACUUUGAAGAACUGAUAUUUACAAGACUCCGGAUUGCACCGGGUGUGUAGAGAUGUCUGACUCGUAUUAUGAUUCUGUUGGAGAAGAGGUUCCUAGUGACAGCUUCUGGGAGGUUGGAAACUAUAAGCGGACAGUGAAACGCAUUGAUGAUGGUCAUAGACUUUGCAGUGACCUGAUGAACUGCAUUCAUGAGCGUGCAAGGAUAGAAAAGGGCUAUGCACAGCAGCUCACUGAAUGGGCAAAAAGGUGGAGACAACUUGUAGAAAAGGGGCCCCAGUAUGGUACCGUUGAAAAGGCUUGGCAUGCAUUUAUGUCUGAGGCCGAAAAGGUGAGCGAACUACACAUAGAAGUAAAAAGUGCCCUGAUGAAUGAAGACUUUGAAAAGAUAAAGAACUGGCAGAAGGAGGCAUUUCACAAGCAAAUAAUGGGUGGAUUUAAGGAAACCAAAGAAGCUGAAGAUGGAUUUAGGAAAGCUCAGAAACCAUGGGCCAAAAAGCUGAAAGAGGUCGAAGCUGCUAAGAAAGCAUACCAUGUAGCCUGCAAAGAAGAAAAGCUGGCCGUAUCCAGAGAGACUAAUAGCAAAGCUGACCCAGCCCUGAAUCCAGAACAACUGAAGAAACUGCAGGACAAAGUUGAUAAGAGUAAACAGGAUGUGCUUAAGACGAGAGAAAAGUAUGAAAAGGCUCUGAAAGACCUGGACAAUGCAACACCUCAAUAUAUGGAAAAUAUGGAGCAGGUUUUUGAGCAGUGUCAGCAGUUUGAGGAAAGACGUAUCCGUUUCUUCCGAGAAGUGUUGUUGGAAGUUCAGAAACAUCUUGACUUGUCUACUGUUCCAGGCUAUAAAAAUAUCUAUCGUGAAUUGGAGCAGAACAUCAAAGCAGCGGACACCGUUGAAGAUCUGAGGUGGUUUAGAGCUAAUCAUGGUCCAGGCAUGUCCAUGAACUGGCCCCAGUUUGAGGAUGAAGACUGGUCAGCUGAUCUGAAUCGCACUCUUAGUAGAAGAGAGAAGAAGAAAGCUGCAGAUGGGGUAACUCUGACGGGUAUUAGCCAGACAGAACCAGUUCCACAGCACAACAAAAACAGCAGCAGUGUUAGUGUUCCGGGUGACACAGUGCAGUCAGUUCAGUCAAGUUACAAUCCCUUUGAAGAUGAAGAGGAUACUGGAAGUACUGUCAGUGAAAAGGAGGACAAUAAAAUCAAAAAUGUUAGCAGCUCGGAGAAAAACCAAAGUUACUCUGCGGACUGGUCCGACGAGGAGACCAACAAUCCUUUUUCAUCUAAUGAUGCUCCUGCAGAAACAAAUCCAUUUGAUGAGGAUACAUCCCCUACGAUGGAAGUUAGAGUACGGGCAUUGUAUGACUAUGAAGGUCAAGAGCUCGAUGAACUCAGUUUCAAGACUGGGGAAGAGCUAACUAAAAUAGAAGAUGAAGAUGAACAGGGUUGGUGCAAAGGCCGCUUGGACAAUGGGCAAGUUGGACUCUAUCCCGCAAACUAUGUUGAGGCAAUCCAGUGACAAAGAGUUGUAUAGAAGUGCUGUAGUAAUUGUCAGUCGGUAUGCAGUUGGUGGCCCGCCAUGAAGAGAACUGAAAUGUGUUGAAAUUGUAUAUAUUUCCUUUAAUGCAAAUGAAUGAUGGAUUGAAAUAUGUGUUCCCAGGGGACAAGAUAACAAUUCAGACUGAAACUGGGAAAGGUUGGCAGCUUAUGCACAGCACAAAAUAACCAGGCCAGAGUGGAAAUUUAGUUGGCAAGAAAAUGAUAUUCUUAGAACUUAUUGCCAAUUUACUGUUUUAUCAUGCCUUAUGUAUAUUUUCAAAUUUGCUGCUGCCUCAACCCCAUUUUUCUGGGUGGUGGCUUGCAUUGAUUCUUGUUUAAAUCACUUCUUUUAAGUGACCUAUAAUAAUUUGCAAUAAAUUGCAACUUAUUUUUUUAAUUGCAAUUUUUUAUCUGUUCUUAGCAAUAUUUGAAAGAUGCAUUUUUUUAAUUUAAAGACUAUGUAGCCUGCCAUCUUUUCAUGCCUGAUUCAUCUACUACUACUUAAGUUAUGAAUUUGAUUAUUCCUCAGUUUACAUUGUACUGUUAACUUUUCCAUGCCUUAAUGGUGUAAAAUGCCAAAUUGGGUCUGUUACAUAACAUUGUAGCAUACUGUCUGCAAAUGUUAGUUUGGGUUUCUGGAAUGCCAUUGAUGCAUUUUGGCACCAGAAACAUGAAUUUUCCAAAUUACGACUUCCAAGAGGAUUUCUAAAAGUAUAAUAUUUAAAACUAUUUCCAUCAUAUUCUUGCUGAGAAAUUUACAUUUUGCAAGAUGUUAAUGAUUUUGUGCAAUUUGGAAACGUCUACGGAGAUUAUUUUUUCAAGCAAAAGACUGUAAAAUAGAUUAAUGCUUUUUUUAUUGAGAUGCUCUUUAAGUUGUGCAUAUGUGUAUAUAUAAUUUGAUAUUCAAAUGUUUAAAGAGCAUAUCCUAAUUAGCCAGCCUAUUGUCUAUGCAUUAGAUUUAAGGUGGAGUCCAGCACUAGUAAAUGUGAGUUUGCUAUCCAUGUCAGUGGGACGUUGCAGCUCUAGAGCAAGCCAUUUAAAUUAUAACAUAUUUAAAUUGUGCUUUGACAGUGCUUACUCAUUUAAACAUAAAGUAGAUCAGCUGCUCAAGCCAGUCCACUGUGGAUGUAGUAGCUGGGAGGGAUUGUCCUAAGGAUAUAGGAACCCAGUUUUGACCCUCUUCCAUAUGGAGUGAUUUCAGGAGGAAGAGACCUGCAUGCACACAUAAUACGUCCCUGUCCACCCCAAUCUCCCUUUCCUUGAUGGAGGUGGAGGAGUGAGGGCUGCCUGGGAGUUGCAAGGUACGCACAAGAUUCCCACUCCUUGUAAAGGCUGGGGCGGGGCGGGGGGAGAAGACCAGUCUUCUGCUAUGCAUUCCUGGGAUCCUCCUGUGGGCCCUGCAUCCACAGUACACUGGAGUGAGGCCUAAGUAUUAUGUGACUUUGAUUCUCAAAUAAGAUGAACAUAGUAGUUACAUCCUAAUAUUAAUAUUUGUAGGUAGAAUCGUGGCUCCAAAUAUAAACUCGCAGUAGCCCCACUGUGGAUUAUUGUAGCAGAACACUGUAAAAUCUACUUGUUUGAAGUUGCAAAUCAACUGUAAAAGUGUGAAAUUGUAUACAUUUGUAGGAGAUCAAAUAGCUGGAUUGUUGAACAUGUUGGAACAAGUUGCUUUAUAGAAAAUCUAAAUCUUAUCCGAUAAGUAGAAAUGCUAUUUUAGGGAACUACACUGUAAUUGAAAUAACUUUUUGGCAAUUAAAAUGCUGUAAGUGCUCCUGGUAUUACAUUUGCUUUUGGAGAUCAAUAUAUUUAUUAACAUAUGAAGUUCAAUUGUAUAAGGUUCAGUAUUGGAUCGCUGCCAUCAUAAUAUUCCAGCAUAAUUGUUCAUGAACAGUAGAUUUGCCACAAGUGGUGAAAAAUAAGUCUGGAGUAUUUUUCUGUAUAGCACACUAUUUUAAAAAUAAUAAAAUCUUAAAUAUGCUGAACACAAA